AUCCUUUCUCUUCCUGAAACGAAUUUUGUCUCAAACUCUCCUCUACUCUCCUCUCAGACCUGCUCUCCCCUCACCGCCACUCUCUUCCGCCGCCGACCGUGUCCGUGAGGUUGGACUCCGUUACCAUUGUUGCUUGCAGAAUAUCAUUCAUAUUCUUCUUUCCACUAAUAUCAUUCAAGAUAUUUGUUCUAAUUAAGUGGACUGAAAUAUUUGAAGAUGUUGGCCAGCGAAUCUGCAAAAAGGAUAUCGUUUAAUCGAUCUAUUAGCAAUGGCGAUUUGGUUAUUGUUUAUGAAAGGCAUGACAGCAUGAAGGCUGUAACAGUGACUGAAGGAUCAGUUCUGCAGAAUCGUUUCGGUGUUUUCAAACAUUCAGAUUGGAUAGGGAAGUCAUUUGGGUCCAAAGUGUUCAGUAAUAAGGGCGGCUUUGUGUACUUGUUGGCUCCCACACCGGAACUAUGGACUCUAGUGUUAAGCCACAGGACUCAGAUUCUAUACAUUGCAGAUAUUAGCUUUGUUGUCAUGUACUUGGAGAUUGUUCCUGGCUGUUUGGUUCUUGAAUCUGGAACUGGAAGUGGAUCUUUAACUACGUCACUUGCAAGGGCAGUAGCUCCUACAGGACAUGUCUAUACGUUUGAUUUCCACGAGCAAAGGGCUGGAUCAGCUAGGGAUGAUUUUGAGAGGACUGGUCUAAGCAAGUUAGUCACUGUGGGAGUGAGGGACAUUCAGGGUGAGGGAUUUCCUGAAGAAUUUGCUGGCUCGGUGGAUGCAGUUUUUUUGGAUCUACCCCAGCCUUGGCUUGCUAUUCCUUCAGCUGCAAAAAUGUUAAAACAAGACGCCACGUUGUGCUCAUUCUCCCCAUGUAUCGAACAAGUACAACGAUCAUGUGAAACACUUCGAACCAGCUUCACCGAUAUAAGGACUUUUGAGGUACUUCUACGCACAUAUGAAGUUCGAGAAACGAAGAUGGAAAGAUUACAGGAGAAUGGGAAUAGCUCUAAUGUUUCACUUCCUUGCAAGAGGAGGCAGUGUUCAGAUGGAGGUAAUGUGCUCAGCAGUUCUAUUUCUUCUGUUACAGCUAGACCAUGCGGUGAAGCUAGAGGUCACACAGGCUAUUUGACAUUUGCAAGACUUAAAUGUCUAUCAUGAAGAGUGUUAUCAUGUCCCCUUGUUUUUCUUGUAGGAGAGAAAAUACUUUGUAAUUUUAUGAUCUGUUCAAUUUUGAACCUUGUGUAACAGUUUUUUUUUUUCUUUUCGUCUUCAACCAGAAGCAUUCAAAGAAAAUUUUGGCUAUAAAUCUGCUUUUCCUAUUA
Lotus japonicus is the source of this 1310-nucleotide messenger RNA. RefSeq lists its product as uncharacterized. The coding region runs from base 217 to 1146 and encodes 309 amino acids. Gene Ontology annotation, cellular component: tRNA (m1A) methyltransferase complex; nucleus. NCBI's taxonomy places the organism in Eukaryota, Viridiplantae, Streptophyta, Magnoliopsida, Fabales, Fabaceae. The transcript is spliced from 4 exons. The record is from RefSeq and is a predicted model, not a curated record. Gene Ontology annotation, biological process: tRNA methylation.